AGGUUACUUUGCUGAGAGUUCUCAGACCUAUAGUUUCUGUCCUAGUCUCAGCCUCCAAUCCUUAAGAGACACCCAGCCCCAGCAAUUGGAUUGGGCAGCCUGUCUUGACACACCACUGUGCUGAGUGCUUGAGGACGUGUUUCAACAGAUGGUUGGGGUUAGUGUGUGUCAUCACAUUCGAGUGGGGAUUAAGAGAAGGAAGACUGCCUUGCUGGAGCUGUGUGGUCUUCUCCAAGUGUGAGUUGCAAGCACUAGAACUCUAGCUUUUGGAAGAAGGCGAGGAAUUCAUUUCCAGCAGCUCCAAGAAAAGCAGUUUGUUCAGGUACUAUAGGCCACCUACCUUCUUCUGGACAGCUGAAUUUGGUCAACGGCACACAAGUUCAUCAAGACAAAAUAGUUGCAGAAAAUCUUCAAAGGACUCCAUCGGCAGAUGUUCCAUAUACCUCUGCAGCACAGAAAUUGAUUACUCAGACCAAAUACUUAAUUCAAGGUACUAUCUACUUCUAAAACGUAUUAACAUGUGAAGCCUUAUCUGGAGAUUAUAAACUGGCAAUGAAAUUGAAAUAGGCAAGGGGCAAUUUGGAAAACAAAUGAAGGAAGUAAGCUUGUAAAAUAUUCGAGUAUGCAGAAAAGAUCUCUGACCCAAGAAACAAGCAUUUGGUCUGUUUUGCAACACUGAAACAUCUACAAUGAAGUCCUAUUGCUGGACUCUAGUUUUGGCUGUUCUGGGUACAGAAUUGCUGGGAAGCUUCUGCACCACUGUCAAAUCCCCACGGUUCAGAGGGCGUGUGCAGCAGGAACGAAAAAACAUCAGACCCAAUAUUAUUCUUGUGCUCACAGAUGACCAAGACGUGGAACUGGGAUCCUUGCAAGUGAUGAAUAAAACAAGAAAAAUCAUGGAGCGUGGGGGAGCCACUUUUAUUAAUGCCUUUGUUACCACCCCUAUGUGCUGCCCCUCUCGGUCCUCUAUGCUCACAGGGAAGUAUGUCCACAACCACAAUGUGUACACGAACAAUGAGAACUGUUCCUCGCCUUCCUGGCAGGCAAUGCAUGAACCACGCACAUUUGCUGUGUAUCUCAACAACACCGGAUACAGAACAGCUUUCUUUGGAAAAUACCUCAAUGAAUAUAAUGGCAGCUACAUCCCUCCUGGGUGGCGAGAGUGGCUUGGAUUAAUCAAGAAUUCUCGUUUCUAUAAUUACACUGUUUGUCGCAAUGGCAUCAAAGAGAAGCAUGGAUUUGAUUAUGCCAAGGACUACUUCACAGACUUAAUCACUAACGAGAGCAUUAAUUACUUCAAAAUGUCUAAGAGAAUGUAUCCCCAUAGGCCCAUAAUGAUGGUUAUCAGCCAUGCCGCACCCCACGGCCCCGAAGAUUCAGCACCACAGUUCUCAGACCUCUAUCCAAAUGCUUCCCAGCACAUUACUCCCAGUUACAACUACGCACCAAAUAUGGAUAAGCAUUGGAUAAUGCAGUACACAGGACCCAUGCUGCCCAUCCACAUGGAAUUUACAAAUGUUUUGCAGCGGAAAAGGCUUCAGACUCUGAUGUCAGUUGAUGACUCUGUGGAAAGGCUAUAUAAUAUGCUUGUGGAAACUGGAGAACUGGAUAACACCUACAUCAUUUACACUGCAGACCAUGGGUACCAUAUUGGGCAGUUUGGAUUGGUCAAGGGGAAAUCCAUGCCUUAUGACUUUGAUAUCCGUGUUCCUUUCUUUAUUCGUGGACCAAGUGUAGAACCAGGAUCAAUAGUGUCUCAGAUUGUGCUGAACAUUGACCUGGCUCCCACCAUCCUGGAUAUUGCUGGGCUCGACACUCCUCCCGAUGUGGAUGGCAAGUCAGUCCUCAAACUGCUGGACCUAGAAAAACCAGGUAACAGGUUUCGAACAAACAAAAAGACCAAAAUUUGGCGUGAUACAUUCCUAGUGGAAAGAGGCAAAUUCCUGCGCAAGAAGGAAGAACCUAGCAAGAAUGCCCAACAGUCAAAUCACUUACCCAAAUACGAGAGGGUCAAAGAACUUUGCCAGCAAGCACGGUACCAAACAGCCUGUGAACAGCCUGGACAGAAGUGGCAGUGCCUUGAGGACACGUCUGGCAAACUUCGAAUUCACAAAUGUAAAGGAUCCAGCGACCUGCUCGCAAUCCGGAAGAGAACUCGAAGUAUCCACUCCCGGGGCUUCAGUAACAAAGACAAAGACUGUAAUUGUGGGGAGACUGAUUAUCGGGCUAGCAGGAGCCAGAGGAAAAACCAGAGACAGUUCCUGAGAAACCAUGGCACUCAAAAAUACAAGCCAAGGUUUGUUCAUACUCGCCAAACCCGCUCCCUAUCUGUGGAAUUUGAAGGAGAAAUAUAUGAUAUCAACUUAGAAGAAGAAGAACUGCAACUGUUGCGCCCAAGAAGUAUUUCAAAGCGCCAUGACGAAGGCCUUAAGUCUCCAGGAGUCCACAAUGCUGCUGCUGUUGGUGGUGACGGUGAAUUAAUGCUGGCUGACGGCCCCAAUGCAGUGGGACAGUCAGAUACUGUCCGAGUGACACAUAAGUGCUUUAUUCUUCCAAAUGACACAAUCCAUUGUGAGAGAGAACUAUAUCAAUCAGCCAGAGCCUGGAAAGACCACAAGGCAUACAUCGAUAAGGAGAUUGAAGCUCUCCAAGAUAAAAUUAAGAAUUUAAGAGAAGUGAGAGGACACCUGAAGAGAAGAAAGCCUGAUGAAUGUGAUUGUAACAAGCAGAGCUAUUAUAAUAAAGAAAAAGGUGUGAAAGCCCAAGAGAAAUUGAAGAGCCACCUUCACCCGUUCAAAGAGGCUGCUCAAGAAGUGGAUAGCAAACUACAGCUUUUCAAAGAGAAUCGGAGAAGGAAGAAGGAGAGGAAAGAGAAGAAGAGGCAAAAGAAGGGGGAUGAGUGCAGCCUGCCUGGACUUACUUGUUUCACACAUGACAACAACCACUGGCAAACAGCACCAUUUUGGAACUUGGGAUCUUUCUGUGCCUGCACAAGCUCUAACAACAAUACCUACUGGUGUCUGCGAACAGUCAAUGAGACGCACAACUUCCUUUUCUGUGAGUUUGCUACUGGCUUCUUGGAAUAUUUUGAUAUGAAUACAGAUCCCUACCAGCUCACAAAUACAGUCCACACAGUAGAAAGAGGCAUCUUGAACCAGUUGCACAUCCAGCUGAUGGAGCUGAGAAGCUGUCAGGGUUAUAAACAGUGCAAUCCAAGGCCUAAGGGACUUGAAGCAGGAAAUAAAGAUGGAGGAAGCUAUGACCCACACAGAGGACAGUUAUGGGAUGGAUGGGAAGGCUAAGCUGCCAAACUUCACUGAAGAUAUCAACUGGCAAGGACUGGAAGAUUUAUACAGUGUAAAUGAAAGUUCUUAUGAAUACAGAUACAACUAUAAACUGA
Messenger RNA from Phascolarctos cinereus (koala), 3400 nucleotides. RefSeq names its product sulfatase 1 (gene SULF1). Gene Ontology annotation, cellular component: endoplasmic reticulum; plasma membrane; cell surface. Gene Ontology annotation, biological process: heparan sulfate proteoglycan metabolic process; glomerular basement membrane development; positive regulation of vascular endothelial growth factor production. The record is from RefSeq and is a predicted model, not a curated record. Gene Ontology annotation, molecular function: glycosaminoglycan binding; calcium ion binding; N-acetylglucosamine-6-sulfatase activity. Lineage: Eukaryota; Metazoa; Chordata; Mammalia; Diprotodontia; Phascolarctidae.